AAUUAGGAAAAUGGAAGGAGCGAUGAAAGCACCGGAUAUGAAAACCCGGACUAAUACGCAGAAUUGAGCGAAGUUUAUUCCAGAUAAGAAGUUGUCUCAAGAGGAUUGAGGUAGGAUUAAGACUGUCUUUGAUCAAUGCACUGACAUUAUCAAGGAUUUGAAGGAGGUCAGACAAAAUAUGAGGAAAUAUGAUAAUUCCAAACAAGACAAGGUCUACAAAUUUGCUAAAGAUUUUGAGAGCAAGGUAAGAAGACUUAACGAGCUCGCUCCAACUCUUGAUGGAAUCCAGCUCCCACCUGAUCUGAUAGCUCUUAUUAAUUACGAUCUAAAAACUGCUUCAAUGGAAGAAUCAAAAGAUGAGAAGGAGACUACUAAAGACAGCAUUCUCAAAAAAUUCCAUGAAGAUCUAAACGACAGAGUCCUAUACUCCACCCAAUUAGGUAGAGGUACAAACAAAGCUUUCAAAAAACUUGAGAGGCAGAUGAAAAAGAAAGUCCAAAGCGUAAUCGCCGACAUCUAA
Moneuplotes crassus is the source of this 520-nucleotide messenger RNA. Lineage: Eukaryota; Ciliophora; Spirotrichea; Euplotida; Euplotidae. The record is from the annotation of a GenBank genome assembly.